GGUUCAAGAGAAUGAAGCACGUGUUGCAGUUAGGAGUGUAUCUUGAAGCAGUGUAGAUCAGCUUGUGAACGGCAUGGCGGAGAAGGCGGCGGCACCACCACCGUCGAAGCCUCUGACAGCUCAGGAGUGGGAAACCCUAAUCGAGGAGUUCCAAUCCGGCACCCAAAAAUGGUGUUUUCUGGAUCCCCUCCUCGAUCUUCUCCUCUCUUCUCUUCUGCGCAAGGACUUCACUCUGUCUCUCAAACUCCAACUCCUCUUAUUCCUCGACGAGUUCUCCCUCUGCUUCUUCCCCCAACCAACGCUCCAUCGUCUCAUCGACGCUCUCAAAUCCGUCCUCCACGCGCCUGUCGACGCCGUCCACAUCACUCCCGCUUUCAAGGAUCAAUUCAUGGUUUCCGUCACCUCUAUCCUCAUUUGCGUAUCGGAAAACGCCGAAGUCGAGGCUCAAACGGAGAGUGUGGUGGAGUUAUUGCUGACGGUCAUAAACCGCCCUAAUUUCGGUUCGGACCGGCACACACGUGGCAUCGCGUGCGAAUGCCUUAGGGAAUUGGAACUAUGGAAACCAGGUUUGCUUUCGGACGUGGUUGGGCAUUUGUGGAGCCUCUGCCAGAACGAGCGAACCCACGCUUCUCAGAACUACCUCUUGCUAUUCACCUCAGUGAUUCACAACAUCAUCACUCGGAAACUUAGCGUCUCCGUUCUCAACACUUCUGUUCAGAUGGUUCCUUUCAACGUGCCGCAGUGUGUGAAACAAGAUUCGGAUUCGGAUCCGGGUGCGGGUGCGGGUUUGAAUAUGAAGGAGUUGAGGAGGGCGUUAGCGUUUUUGCUGGAGUGGCCUCAAGUGAUGACUCCUUGUGCGAUGAUGGAAUUUAUGUGUAUGAUAAUACCCAUGGCUAUGGCGUUGGAAUUGCAGCCAUCGAUGCUGAAGGUGCAGUUGUUUGGAAUGAUUUAUUCCUAUGAUCCUAUCUUAUGCCAUGUGGUUGUGAGCAUGUAUUUGCAUUUUCUUGAUGCUUUUGAUGGCCAAGAGGGAGAGGUUUCUCGUAGACUUCUGAUGAUUUCGAGAGAGACUCAGCAUAAUUUAGUGUUUCGUUUGCUCGCUGUUCAUUGGUUGUUGGGUUUCAAUCAGUUGAUUUUUGGUAAACGUGUUGAGAAGACUAAGCCCACCCUGGAAGCUUGCUCCACUUUUUAUCCUGCUUUGUUUGAUCCACUGGCUUUGAAAGCCUUGAAGCUUGACCUUCUUGCCUUUUGCUUUUACUGUGUUCAUGUUUUGAGGCUGAAAAGUGAUUCUGACUCUUUGAUUGAUCCGGUGAAGCUGUUUGAAGAUGGUCUUGUUUGUGUGUCUUCUUUCAAGUGGUUGCCUCCCGGGAGCACGGAGAUUGCCGUUGCAUUCCGCACAUUCCAUAAGUUUCUGAUUGCUCCAUCGUCUCAUUCUGAUAAUGAUCCAUCUACCACAAGAAAUCUGUUGGACUCUAUGAUAUUCCGCACUUUGCAGGGGUUGCUUGUGAACAUGAUGUUGGAGAAUCGGAGAUUGGUUCCUGUUGUUGUUGCUUUUGUUGACCGUUUACUCUCUUGUCAAAAGCAUUCUUGGUUGGGUGAGUGCUUACUUCAGAAAUUUGAUGAGCACUUGCUUCCAAAAGUGAGAAUGGAUUAUAAGUUGGUUUAUUGCUUCCCAAUGUUUGAUAGAAUUGCUAAAAACCAGACAAUACCUCCGCGUGGAUUGUUAGAGUUGCUCACAAACUUCAUGAUUUUCCUUGUGGAGAAACAUGGCCCAGAUACGGGUAUGAAAUCUUGGUCUCAAGGAAGUAGAGCUCUUGGAAUUUGCCGAACUAUGAUGAUGCAUCACCAUAGUUCUAGAUUGUUCCUCAGAUUAUCUCGUCUACUUGCUUUUACUUGUCUCUAUUUUCCUGAUUUGGAAGUUCGUGAUAACUCAAGGAUCUACUUGCGUAUGUUGGUCUGCAUUCCAGGGAAGAAGCUUAGAGACAUCCUAAACUUGGAGGACAUGAUCCUUGGAAUUUCACCAUCUUCACACCCAACCUCGUUUUUCAAUGUUCAGUCACCUCGACCUUCUCAGAAAUUCAAGACAUUCAAAAAUUUAUCAUCUUGCAUUCACCUUGAGCGUCUGACUCCAUUGCUAGUCAAACAGUUUUGGUCUCUGUCAUUGUCAAAUUUAGUUAUAAGCAACAACAAACCUGCUUAUCUGGAGGGCAUCAGAGACCCUGAUGCUCCUGUUGAGGAAAAGGAAUUUUCUGAUAGUUCAAAUACACAGAUCAUUCUGGAAACCGCAAGAAUAAAUCAGCCAAAACAGCCUCUCCGUGUUAUGGAUUCUAAAGUUACAGAAAUUUUGAACACAUUAAGGAAGUACUUUUCCUGUAUUCCUGACUUCAGACAUAUGCCUGGUCUCAAAGUUAGAAUAUCGUGCAGUUUGAGGUUUGAAUCUAAUACUUUCAAUCGCAUGUCGGGAAUCGAUAACACAGCUACAUCCUCGGAAGAGAUAGAUGCACUUCCUGCUAUAUAUGCAACUGUGUUAAAUUUCUCGUCUUCUGCACCAUAUGGGCCAAUCCCAUCUUAUCGUAUACCUUUUCUUCUUGGUGAACCUCACAGUAAAGAUCAUGCAUCUCAAAAUGUCUCCCUAAGUAUUGUCCCUGUUGGUGUUGGAAAUGAUUCCAGGGAAGAGGAAAAAUAUAGAGCUACUGUUGUGAUUGAUUUGGAGCCCAGGGAACCCACACCAGGUAUAGUUGAUGUUCACAUUGAAACAAAUGCAGAAAAUGGUCAGAUCAUCCAAGGUCAACUUCAGGGAAUCACAGUAGGCAUAGAAGACAUGUUUCUCAAGGCUAUUGUACCAUCAGACAUCCCAGAAGAUGAAAUGCCUCGAUACAACUUUGACUUGUUCACCACUUUAUGGGAGGCAUGUGGAUCAUCCUCCAACACAGGGAGGGAGACCUUUCAAUUGAAAGGGGGCAAAGGGAUUGCUGCCAUCAGUGGAACUCAAUCUGUCAAGCUUCUUGAUGUCCCUGCAACCUCUUUGAUCCAGGCAACUGAAUGCCAUCUGGCACGUUUUGUCGUAGGUGUGAGUGGGGAGCCACUUAUCGAUGCCGUAUGGGAAUGGGGCAUCAUUCAGAAUGUCAUUUGGGAAGAUGCUUCCCCUGAUGCUACUUCAGUUACUAAACACGACACAGGUCCACUCCGUCUUACUUACAACGAUGAAAAGUAUGAGACGGGGGCUAUUAGCAAUAGCAGAAAAAGAAGCCUGGGUUGUUUUCAUGUUCUAAUAUUUCUUCCUCCACGGUUCCAUCUCCUUUUCCAAAUGGAAGUUGGUGAUGUUUCAACUUUAGUCCGUAUUCGUACAGAUCACUGGCCCAGCUUAGCAUACAUUGAUGAUUAUUUAGAAGCUUUGUAUCUGUCAUAAGAGCAGUUGUUUUGCCUGCAUUGAUGACUGCAGAAAGAUGGAUAUUCCUCAAUCAGCUUGUUGCAAUGUAUGUCCUUUUUUCUAUUUUACGUUUGCAACACACAAUUUAUGUUAUCUGUGUACUCUGGCUGUGCUGUUCAAGAACUCAUUUUUGUUCCUGUGCAUGUUUAGGCGGAAAAGCAGUUUUGUAGCUUAACAAUGGUUUGGGUUGAUAGCUUUUUGUUUGGUUCAGAAGAAACAGAGAAACAUAGGAAGCAUAGGAGAAUUAAAACAACUCUUCCUCCAUUUCACUUAAGUUAAAUUUUGUGAAAUGAAAGAGCUAGUGCAGCACAGUGCAGCCUUCCCUUUUUGGUACAUAUAGCUCGGUAAUGUGGAUUUAGAUGUUUAUGGAUGGAAGAAAUGCGAAGUUCCUACUAAUAUCGUUUCGUUCAAUCUAGCACUUGAAGCUUGGCCAAAUUUGCAAAUUGCAAUUCUAAAAUAAACAGUGUGUU
Molecule: messenger RNA, 3897 nt
Organism: Abrus precatorius (Indian licorice)
Lineage: Eukaryota; Viridiplantae; Streptophyta; Magnoliopsida; Fabales; Fabaceae
Product: AP-5 complex subunit beta-1
Exons: 3
Coding region: 74-3406 (1110 amino acids)
Biological process (GO): endosomal transport
Cellular component (GO): AP-type membrane coat adaptor complex
Source: RefSeq, a predicted model, not a curated record